GCCAUUACUCCCGCUCUCCCACCCCAACAACAACAAAUGCUACGACCACUCUACUCUUUACGCGCCAUGAAAACUCGAGGAGGAGGAAGCUAAGUGAAUGCGAAGCCAUUUCGAAACAAUGUCGGAGCUAGGUAUUCAGGAUCCGAGACACGGCUUCGGAGCCAGAGAUAUCAGCCCGGAUUCCGUCAUCUUCGCCGCCGAUUCCAACUUCAGUCUCUACUCCUCCGCUUCCGGCAGUGUGGAUCGUUGCUCUUUCGCAUCCGACGCACACGACCACGAAGCCUCCUUCCGCGCUGCCUCUCGAACUACUCAUUUAGCCGAACAUGGAUUUCACGGUUCUUCAGGUGGUCCGGCUUUAGAUCCAAUCAAACAUAUUGUACACAGGAAUAGUCACCUUAGCAGAAAGGAAAAGUCGAAAGCCACUAACAGCAUUGCUGCGACAGAGGAUGAAGGUUUAGCUGUAGAUUUGGCGGCAACCUCCUUCUCUCAAGCACUUAAAGAAUGUCAAGAUAGGCGGUUGAGAUCUGAAUUGAAGGCAUUAGAUAGGCAAAGACAUGCUUCACUAGAUAUGAAACAUGCUGCAAACUCAUCAUCGCCUCGGUAUGGACUCAUGAAGAAACCAUCUGUUACUACUCAGCAAACUAGUGCAUUUUCGAGUCCUGAAAUUCCGAAUUACUGCCAUUCCAGUGUGGGGGCUCAGAAAGACAGGAGUUCAGUGCAAGUGCCAUUGCAUACAAGCGCUAACAGGAGACAGGUGAAUACAACAUUUCUGCCUUAUAAUAAUGGAAGGGCCUUACCUUUCAAGUGGGUUGAUGCUGAGAGGUGGAUCUUUAGUCCAGUAUCGAGGGAUGGUGCUAUUACGACUUCAUUGCAGCAGCCACAAAUGCGGCCUAAAUCCAAGAGUGGACCUCUUGGGCCUCCUGGGUCUGCUUUAUAUUCUCCAAUAGUGCCUGUGUCUAAAGGAGGAAAUGAUUUUGAUUUACAAGCUAGUUCUCCUUUUUCAACUCGAGUGAUGUCUGCAGAUGGUUUAUCGGUUCAAUAUGGGGGCCAUGAAAUUCGUGGAAAGUUAGCUGCAUGCUGUGACCUGUGCAUGACAAAGUCAAUUAGUGUCCACGGAUCUUCUCAAAAUUUUUGCUUAUCCUCAUUUCCUGCUCCCCGAGGUGAGAGUGACUGUGCUAAAGGUGCGGAUGCCAAUAUUCCUCAUGUUGUUUCAAGGAAGGAUAUGACAACUCAAAUUAGACCCGAGGCUAGUCCCCAAUCAUCUCCAAUGAGAUGCUCAUCAUCCCCUACUGAACGACCAUCUAUCCAACCAAUUAUGGGAGUGCAGAGUGUCCUUUCCUCAAAAGCAGAUAUCAGGAAUGUUCUAGUUGAUGAGCAGGUCACUCUAACAAGGUGGAGAAAGAAACAUAAGGUUCGGAUUCCAUGGGGGAGUUUGGACAUUGUUGAUUAUCGGAAAAGCAAACCUGUAGGAACGCUUUCUGGUGUCGGGGAAAUUUUAGAAACCGCACAUUCUUUAUCCAAAAUCAAGAAGGAAGAAUCCAGAAUAACUGCCUGGGAGAACUUGCAAAAGGCAAAAGCUGAGGCAGAGAUUCAAAAACUUGAGAUGAAACUGCAGAAGAAAAGAUCUUCAUCCAUGGAUAAGAUUAUGAACAAAUUAAGAUCUGCACAGAAAAAGGCACAAGAAAUGAGAAGCUCAGCAUUAGCAAGACAGAGUCAUGACGUCGUAAGAAUCUCCCACAGAGCCUUAUUCUUUCGCCAGACUCAUCAAAUGGGUUCAUUUAGUGGCUGCUUUACGUGCCAUGAAUUUUAAUUACACAUUCUGAGACUAUCCCUGGUUUUGUGUAGCCUCAGUUGGCAGAUCAAUCACGUUUAAGACCUUGCUGUUGAACUGUUUCUGGAAACUGAAGGGAUUCAGGUGGCGUUCCCAAUCGGGUGAGAUUAACAUAAUCUUCAGGGCCGUGAUCUGAUAUUCCUGGAAUCAAUAAUCCUGCCAUCC
Molecule: messenger RNA, 1996 nt
Organism: Ipomoea triloba (trilobed morning glory)
Lineage: Eukaryota; Viridiplantae; Streptophyta; Magnoliopsida; Solanales; Convolvulaceae
Exons: 8
Coding region: 98-1810 (570 amino acids)
Source: RefSeq, a predicted model, not a curated record